This is a messenger RNA of Letharia lupina, 1671 nucleotides long. RefSeq lists its product as uncharacterized. The transcript is spliced from 2 exons. Bases 1 to 1671 code for a protein of 556 amino acids. Gene Ontology annotation, biological process: transmembrane transport. The record is from RefSeq and is a predicted model, not a curated record. Gene Ontology annotation, cellular component: fungal-type vacuole membrane. Gene Ontology annotation, molecular function: transmembrane transporter activity. NCBI's taxonomy places the organism in Eukaryota, Fungi, Ascomycota, Lecanoromycetes, Lecanorales, Parmeliaceae.
AUGAACGAGGACGGUCGGCGAGAGUCUAUGGGCCCACUGCGAGAUGGAGAAGAGUUAUUGGAUGAAGGAGUUUUUGCAAACAGACGCAAUGGCCACUCCGGAGCCACAGAUCGAGGGCCUGUCUCUGAUGAAGAGAAGGCGUGCUUGAAUCACGUUGCCUCCCAUCACCCAUCGUCGAGUGGCAACCUUCUAGAGGAGAAGAUUGAAAGUCUACGCAAUGUAGAUGCUCUCCAGCACCCCUCAGCCAAAAGCACGACGGACGAUACGGCCGCUCACGACAAGAGCAAUGAAUCCAGCCAAACAUCACCGGAGCAGCUCAAUUCGAUCCCGGGGAACGACAGCUCAGCCGUCAAUGUCUACGACAAUCCCCCUCCGAGCGCCACCGACGGGCCCACACCCAACGACAAGACCGGGCCACCAGACCAGACCGAAGUCCACCCCUUUCCCGAAGGCGGUCUGCGUGCCUGGCUCGUCGUCCUCGGCUCCUUCAGCGGCAUGACGGCCGGUUUCGGGAUCCUCAACAGCGCGGGGACUUUCCAGGCGUACCUCAGCACGCACCAGUUGGCCCACGAGUCCCCCAGUGCCGUCGGCUGGAUCUUCAGCCUCUACGCUUUCCUCACCUUCUUCUGCGGUGUGCAGAUCGGGCCCGUCUUUGACGCCCACGGGCCCCGGUGGUUGGUGUUUGCGGGCACCGUGUUCUUGGUGGGCGGGAUGAUGGGGGUGGCUGAGAGUAGCAAACUCUGGCACUUCAUCUUGACAUACUCCAUCCUCUGCGGUGUGGGCUCCUCCCUCAUCUUCACCCCAGCGAUCGGCUCCAUAGCACACUUCUUCCACAGACGCCGCGCCGCUACUACAGGUCUCGCUACCACCGGCGGUAGUGUGGGUGGCAUCAUCUUUCCUUUGAUGCUCCAGCGUCUCUUCCCCGAAGUCGGCUUCCGGUGGGCGACGCGGGUCCUCGCAUUCCUCUUCCUCUUCCUCCUCUGCAUCGCCAACCUGCUCAUACGCGGCCGUCUGCAACCGUCGAAAGACAGUCACGUCGUUCAGAACAUCUGGCCCGAUUGGCGGAUCUUCAAGAACCGAGUCUUCGUGUUGACGACCGCAGGGGUCUUCUUCAUCGAGUGGGCUCUCUUCAUCCCGCUUUCCUACAUCUCCUCGUACGCUCUCGCCGGGGGCGUUUCGCCUACUUUCAGCUAUCAACUGCUCGCCAUCCUGAACGCGGGGUCCUUCUUCGGUCGUUGGGCGCCAGGCUACAUGGCUGACUUGUUCGGGCGGUUCAACACGAUGAUCAUCACCGUGGCUCUAUGUCUCAUCUCCGUCCUCGCCGUGUGGCUCACCGGCUCACCGGGGGAUGGCAGCAGAGGCAUCGCUCAGCUGAUCAUCUUUUGUGUCCUCUUCGGCUUCGCCUCGGGAAGCAACAUCAGUCUGACACCAGUGUGUGUAGGGCAGCUGUGCGGGACCGAAGUGUUUGGAAGAUGGUACGCGAGUUUGUACACCGUGGUGAGCUUCGGCUGCUUGACCGGUAUACCGAUCGCGGGGCAGCUUCUGGCUACGGAGGGCGGGAAGUACACUGGCUUGAUCGGGUUUGUGGGAGCUUGUUAUGGAGGGGGGCUGAUAUGCUUCAUCUGGGCUAGGGUUUUGAAGGUGGGUUGGAGUCUGAGAAAGAUCUACUAG